AUGAAGGGAUUCAAAUUGGUCAUCGUACGGUCCAAAGAAUACGACUUCAUCUUGGAUUUCGACGUCGAACAGAUGACCAUCAAAGCCAAGAAGCUGAAAUCGAACAAAUCACUACUAUUCUUGAAUCAGAGCUUGGAACUGGUCGGAUUGAAGGCUUCGGAAAAGUCCAUCUUCAGGAACAUAUUCGAAGACAAGGAUAUCUAUUCAGUGCGAGAGAAACGUGCUAAGAUCUAUGUCAUUCUUGACAAGAAGCCUCGUACGAUAGAGAUCAAAUCAGAUCCUAUUUCUCCAGGACCUGCAUCGCCAAUUGCUUUGCAAUUGGAGACACCAAUUGCUCCUGAGCCACAAGCACCAGAUGCUCCUGAGCCACAGGCACCAAUUGCUCCAGAGUCAGAGGUAUCAAUCAUUGAUCUUGACGCCUCUGAGCCAGUGGCUAUUGAUAUUGAAACUCUUGCAAAACCUCGUGAACAUCCAUUUCGUCCUCGUACGCAUCGCAAAUACUUCAUGACCGAGGCAGAGAUGAGGGCACAUAUACAAAGGAUUGAUGAUGCAGUUGCUCGAGGUGAUUCUGAUGAUGGAGGAGAGCCUUUAUUCCAUCCUGAUGUCAUUUCUUUGGGUAAACCACCACCUGAAGGGGAGCCAUUUGAUCUAUCCUCUGCUUCUAUAGCAGAAGCAGAGGUCAUCCCUGAUAGCGUUGAAGAUCUUCCUGGCGAGAUUCUUGAUCAUUCCCAGCAGGACGACGAUUUCGAGCGCGACCUCCAGGACGUCUUUGACGGAAACGAGAGCGUCCUUGGUGCGAUGGGGUUAGCGAACUGA
Messenger RNA from Penicillium bovifimosum, 816 nucleotides. RefSeq lists its product as uncharacterized. Bases 1 to 816 code for a protein of 271 amino acids. Lineage: Eukaryota; Fungi; Ascomycota; Eurotiomycetes; Eurotiales; Aspergillaceae. The transcript has 3 exons. The record is from RefSeq and is a predicted model, not a curated record.